This is a messenger RNA of Emys orbicularis (European pond turtle), 507 nucleotides long. It is a transcript of the gene GREM2, whose product is annotated as gremlin 2, DAN family BMP antagonist. The transcript has a single exon. Lineage: Eukaryota; Metazoa; Chordata; Testudines; Emydidae. Gene Ontology annotation, biological process: animal organ morphogenesis. Bases 1 to 507 code for a protein of 168 amino acids. Gene Ontology annotation, molecular function: receptor ligand activity; BMP binding. The record is from RefSeq and is a predicted model, not a curated record.
AUGCUCUGGAAACUUGCCUUAUCUGUUUUUCUGGUGGCGAUCUUGGUUAAAGUAACAGAUACCAGGAAAAACCGUCCUGCAGGAGCAAUUCCAUCUCCCUACAAAGACAGCACAAGCAACAACUCAGAGAGGAGGCAGCAUCUGAACAAAGAAGUACUGGCCUCCAGCCAGGAGGCCCUGGUGGUCACUGAGAGGAAGUACCUUAAAAGUGACUGGUGCAAAACCCAACCCCUGCGGCAGACUGUCAGCGAGGAGGGCUGCAUAAGCCGCACCAUCAUCAACCGUUUCUGCUAUGGCCAGUGCAACUCCUUCUAUAUCCCCCGGCAUGUGAAAAAGGAUGAGGAAUCCUUCCAGUCCUGUGCUUUCUGCAAGCCUCAGAAAGUCACCUCCUUCACGGUGGAGCUGGAGUGCCCUGAGCUGGAUCCACCUUUCCGACUCAAGAAAAUCCAGAAAGUCAAGCAGUGCAGGUGUAUGUCUGUGAACCUCAGCAACUCGGACAAACAGUGA